AUCACUGUCUGUGAAGCAGAUUUAGCAGAGAAAGAAAGAAAAAAGCAAAACCAACCAAAAAACCAAAACAAAAAAAAAAAGAAAAGAAAAGCUGAAUCGUCUCAACACGCCUCAGAAUAUAGUAAUUUUUUUUUUUUUUUUCUCGGAAUCCAAACAGAGCUGUGUGUCAGACUCACACCGUGGCCAUCUUGAUUGUUCUUUCAAUAUUUCACUUUAAAGCCUUCAAUUCCACUUACAUUUUUCUCAUUGAGUUGAGUUCUGAGAAAUAAGCUUGUUUUGUUGAUCGAUCGGAGUUAUAGUGGUCAUCUGCUUUGAGUGAAAGUUUCUGAAGUGAGUUCUUUUCUGAGCACAUUGCAUCUGCCCAUACACUCAAAGUCUCAGGCUUUUGGGUUGUAAAGACAUUUCAGGGAAGAUGUCACGUUCUCGGGUCCAGCCUUCUUUCCAGUCCAUCAGAUCGUUGCCUGGGGAUUUUCGCUUCGCAGGUACUUCUGAUCAUCUCGAAAAAUCAGAAGUUGGGAAUUCGGGAAACACUGAUGUGAUGUCAUCUAGUAUUCCUGAAAAUGGUGAGUUAGGGGAUGCGGUUGUUGAGGAUACAGUUGGCAACAUGGAUCAUCAGGUUAUUGAGGAUUCGCCGUAUUGUGGGAAUGCACUAUUAGUUGAAGACAGGCCCUCAAUUGGUGAUGAAGAGUUGGAUUCUGUGGCUUCACAAUUGCCUUCAAUCUCAACAUCUCGUAGUGAGCGUAGGUGGGGUGACACCACUCCUUAUGCUGCCAAGAAGAAACUUCAAUCUUGGAUUCAACUUCCAAACGGGGAUUGGGUGCUGGGGAAGAAUUUAUCAACUUCAUCAUCUGAGUCUAUUAUUUCACUGCCUGAUGGGAAAGUUUUAAAUGUUAAAACAGAAAGCUUGAUACCAGCAAAUCCUGAUAUACUUGAUGGCGUAGAUGAUUUGAUGCAGCUAAGUUAUUUAAAUGAACCAUCAGUGUUAUACAAUCUUCAGUAUAGAUACAAUCAAGAUAUGAUAUAUACAAAAGCAGGGCCUAUUUUGGUAGCUAUAAAUCCCUUUAAGAAAGUUCCCUUAUAUGGAAAUGGUUACAUUGAAGCAUAUAAGCGUAAAUCUGUUGAGAGCCCACAUGUAUAUGCCAUUACGGAUACGGCCAUCCGAGAAAUGAGACGAGAUGAAGUAAAUCAAUCUAUCAUAAUAAGUGGUGAAAGUGGAGCCGGGAAAACUGAGACAGCAAAGAUCGCGAUGCAAUAUUUGGCUGCUCUUGGUGGUGGAAGUGGAAUAGAAUAUGAAAUAUUGAAGACUAAUCCGAUCUUAGAAGCUUUUGGUAAUGCAAAAACAUUGAGAAAUGACAACUCAAGUCGCUUUGGAAAGCUGAUAGAAAUUCACUUUAGUGAAACUGGAAAAAUAUCUGGUGCCAAUAUUCAAACUUUUUUGCUUGAAAAGUCUCGAGUGGUCCAAUGCACAGAGGGAGAGAGGUCAUAUCAUAUAUUUUAUCAGCUUUGUGCUGGGGCUCCAUCUGCUCUUAGAGAGAAACUAAAUUUGAAGAGUGCAGAUGAGUAUAAUUAUCUGAUGCAGAGCAAUUGUUAUUCAAUUUCUGGGGUUAAUGAUGCUGAACAAUUUCGCAUUGUUGUGGAAGCUCUGGAUGUGGUCCAUAUCAGCAAAGAAGACCAACAUAGUGUAUUUGCAAUGCUUGCUGCUGUCUUGUGGCUAGGAGACAUCUCAUUUUCUGUGAUUGAUAAUGAAAACCAUGUUGAAGCUGUGACAGAUGAAGGUCUGCUUAAUGUUGCUAAUUUAAUUGGAUGUGAUGCUGGGGAGCUUAAGUUAGCUUUGUCAACUCGCAAGAUGAGAGUUGGGAAUGAAAAUAUUGUCCAAAAGCUAACUCUAUCACAGGCCAUUGACACAAGAGAUGCAUUAGCGAAGUCAAUAUAUGCUUGUUUGUUUGAGUGGCUGGUUGAACAAAUUAACAAAUCACUUGCAGUAGGCAAACGGCGUACUGGCAGAUCCAUCAGCAUUCUUGAUAUCUAUGGCUUUGAAUCAUUUGAUAGGAAUAGCUUUGAACAAUUCUGCAUAAAUUAUGCAAAUGAGAGAUUGCAGCAACACUUUAAUCGCCAUCUAUUCAAGUUAGAACAAGAGGAAUAUAUCCAAGAUGGCAUUGACUGGGCAAAAGUUGAUUUUGAAGACAACCAGGAUUGUCUUAGUCUUUUUGAAAAGAAACCAUUGGGAUUAUUGUCCCUGCUGGAUGAGGAGUCAACUUUUCCGAAUGGCACGGAUUUGACCUUUGCAAACAAGCUUAAGCAGCAUCUCAAUUCUAAUUCUUAUUUCAGAGGAGAACGAGGAAAAGCCUUUUCUGUCUGUCACUAUGCAGGGGAGGUUACGUAUGACACGACUGGAUUUCUGGAAAAGAACAGGGACUUGUUGCAUCUGGAUUCCAUUCAACUUUUGUCUUCAUGCUCUUGCCACCUUCCUCAGAUAUUUGCUUCCAGUAUGCUAACACAAUCUGAGAAGCCUGUAGUAGGUCCUUUAUAUAAAUUAGGUGGAGCAGAUUCCCAAAAGCUAAGUGUCGCAACAAAAUUUAAGGGUCAACUAUUCCAACUGAUGCAACGCCUAGAAAGCACCACACCACAUUUCAUACGUUGUAUCAAGCCCAAUAACCUUCAAUCUCCUGGAUUGUACGAGCAAACACUUGUACUGCAGCAGUUAAGAUGUUGUGGAGUCCUAGAAGUAGUUCGAAUAUCAAGAUCUGGCUUUCCCACCCGAAUGUCGCACCAAAAGUUUGCCAGAAGAUAUGGUUUUCUUCUGCUGGAGAAUGUCACAUCACAGGAUCCACUUAGUGUUUCAGUUGCGAUUCUUCAUCAGUUCAAUAUCUUGCCAGAGAUGUAUCAAGUUGGCUAUACAAAAUUGUUUUUCCGAACUGGACAGAUUGGAGUACUUGAGGAUACAAGAAACCGUACGCUCCACGGCAUUCUACGGGUUCAAAGCUGCUUCAGAGGACACCAAGCACGCUGUUACCUUAAGGAGCUUAGAAGAGGAAUUUCCAUUCUUCAGUCAUUUGUUCGGUCAGAAAAAACUAGAAAGGAAUAUGCAGUCUUACUGCAGAGACAUAGAGCUGCUAUUGUAAUACAAAAGCAGAUGAAAGCCAGGAUUUCUAGGAAGAAAUUGAAGAAUCUUUGUGAUGCCUCAAUUCUGAUACAAUCAGUAAUUCGUGGUUGGCUGGUCAGAAGAUGCUCAGGAGAUAUAGGACUAUUAAAAUCUGGGGACAUAAAGGCUAACGAGUCAGAUGAGGUGCUGGUAAAAUCUUCUUUCCUUGCUGAAUUACAACGUCGAGUUCUGAAGGCUGAGGCUGCUCUGAGAGAAAAAGAAGAGGAGAAUGACAUUCUCCACCAACGUCUCCAACAGUAUGAGAGUCGUUGGUCUGAAUAUGAGCUGAAAAUGAAAUCCAUGGAAGAAGUGUGGCAGAAACAAAUGAGAUCCCUACAAUCUAGCCUCUCCAUUGCAAAGAAGAGCCUAGCCAUUGAUGAUUCUGAAAGAAACUCUGAUGCAUCUGUAAAUGCAAGUGAUGACAGAGACUAUAGCUCAGAUAUAGGAAGUAAUCCUAGAUCAGUUGAGAGCAAUGGGUUGAGACCAAUGAGUGCAGGUUUGAGUGUAAUUAGCCGAUUGGCUGAAGAAUUUGAGCAGAGGAGUCAAGUAUUUGGUGAUGAUGCUAAGUUCUUGGUGGAGGUAAAAACUGGUCAAGUCGACGCAAGUUUAAAUCCAGACCGGGAACUUAGAAGGUUGAAGCAGAUGUUCGAAGCAUGGAAGAAGGAUUAUGGGGCAAGACUGCGGGAGACAAAGGUGGUUUUGCAUAAGCUUGGAAAUGAAGAUGGUUCCACUGUGAAAAGGAAAUGGUGGGGAAGGAGGAACAGCUCAAGGAUAAAUUAGAAGGUUAUAAUUGUCUGAAUAUUUUUUUGAGCCCCUUUCUAUUUCUGUCUCUGGAAAUUCUUAAGGAGGAACAACCCACUGUAGCAGGUUAAUUGUCUCAUCAUCAUUUGUUGUUAGCGCUUUUAUAUUUAUGGUUGCGAGUUUGUUGCAUAGAGCAAUUGUGAAGAGUUUUUGGUGUUACACACGAUUUGGUACACUACAGAGCCUAGUGAUUCAAAUAUGUAAAUCAAUUUAAAUAUAGUUAGAGUUACUUCAGUAUGAAAUGCGAGUUGUCUACCGUAGGCAUAGGAACUACUGGUCUUGAAUGAUGCUUUCACCUACUUAUAUCUGACAAUAUGGUUUGUGAAUGAUUGAUUCCAUUUGUUUUGCGUAUAGCAUUCA
Molecule: messenger RNA, 4303 nt
Organism: Quercus robur (English oak)
Lineage: Eukaryota; Viridiplantae; Streptophyta; Magnoliopsida; Fagales; Fagaceae
Product: myosin-1
Exons: 24
Coding region: 413-3922 (1169 amino acids)
Biological process (GO): actin filament organization; vesicle transport along actin filament
Cellular component (GO): myosin complex; cytoplasm; vesicle
Molecular function (GO): actin filament binding; ATP binding; microfilament motor activity
Source: RefSeq, a predicted model, not a curated record